AUGCGUCCGUGUGUGGACGGGGUUGCCCGCAGGGGCAGGAGGCGCCGCCGAGUCUCGCGAGAAGAAGGAGGCGGAGGAGGAGGAGGCGGCGGCGAAGGCGAUGGUCCGCGAGUUGUGGGGGGAAGGAAGGAAACGCCUCAGAAAUUGUUGGGUUCAUCAUUAGAAACAAAAAGUAAGCAAUGGAUGGCCAUAUCAGGAUCCGAAGCAGUCAUAGGAUGUCAAGGGUACCAGUGAGAAAGAGCUUUGGUGAAUGUUCAAUGCCUCCCCUGAAGGCAUUGUUGCAAAGUGAAAAAGAAUUAUGCACAGUAUCGGCAGAAGAGUUGAAGGCGGAGAAAGACAAUUUCAAUGAGGUCACAUUUCUGUGCUUUGCUGAUGAGACAGCUGUUGCUCCUAAGGAAUUGGCAGCCAUGUCUGUUGAGCUCCCAGAUCUUCUGAAAUCCCUCCAUUUGUGCACUUUACAUGAAAAUGAUGUCAUUUUUCUAAAGGAUAUUCACAAACCAUUGGAGACUAGUGUUCUUAAGCAGAAGAAUUACCCCUCACGGAUUCUGUGUGUGAUGAAAUUGUCUCCAACAUUUGCAAGACAUGAAGUGGAUUCUUUAUUUAUUUUACUGAGUAAAUAUGCUGCUGGUAUAAGAUGUACUGUGGAAAUACGCUCAUUGCAGAAGCACCUGUCUGUCAUACCCCAUGCUGAGGAUGAUGAUACUAAUCAGUCAGUGUCAUCAAUUGAGGAUGAUUUUGUUACUGCGUUAGAACAUUUAGAUGAAGAUGAGCCUACAAAAAUGAUAAACUCUGGCCAAGUUACACCUGAGAAACUUCAAGAUGCUGCUUUGCAGACCAUCUCUCUUCAACGUUUGGAAUCUAUUGAUCCAAAGUUUAAUUUUCUGCAUCGGAAGCCAUCUGUCAAGUCAUCAGCUUCUCUAGUUAACAUCUUGGAAUUAAAAGAAUUGUCGUCUUCUGUAAGAAAUUCUGUCACAACUUCUGUUUCGGAUCCUUGGCUGCAGAGGAGUUUCUUCAGGCCACAGAAUUCUUCUGAUCAGAAUGUUAACGUUUUAUGUAAAACACUGUUUUCUUCUUCUCCUGCUGAAUCAUCAGAGUCAGAUUGCUCUAGCCCAAGCCCUAUUAUUUUCUUAGAUGAAGAAGGGUAUCAGAGAAGCCUGAAGGCAAAACUUCAGCUACCAAAAAUCCCAGUAAUGAAAGAUGGCAUAGAGGAUUCAGACUCUGAAGUAAGUGAAUUUUUCGAUAGCUUUGACCAAUUUGAUGAACAAGAACAAACACUGGAGAGUGGUUGUAAACAUUCUAGGGGUCCUGUCCUUCAACAUCCAUCUCAUAUGAAAAUGAUUUCACAUAAAAGGCCACGCUCUGCAACCACUGCAAUGAAUCCUCGAAAGUUCAAGUUUGAUCAUCCCACUCUUCCAGCUAAUGUGAGGAAGCCAACUCCUCGCAAACCAGAAUCUCCAUAUAGCAACCUCUUGGAUGUUCCUGAUUCCCCCCGGCCAUUGAGAACAUCAGGGGAUGACAGUGGAGGCUUGUUCAGCCCUAUCAGAUCUUCAGCUUUCAGUCCAUUAGGCAGCUGUCUUUCAACAGAGUGUCCUUGUCAGUUGGGUGUCAGUAGAGAUGCCAUUAACCAAAAGCACAAUCUAGUUUGUCACACAUACUCAGAUUUUGCAAAUAAUAUUUCCUUUGAAAUCUUAGGUUCGGUCUUUAAUUCCAGAUCUCCAUCAUCAUGUAGAUGCACACAGGAAUUUUCUAACAGUAAUAGGAUUGUCUCAAAAGAAGAAACAGUCCAGUCGGCAAAAACCCAAGGGGAAACUUCUGGAAAAGAAUUAGAUAACAAACAAAAAUCUAAAUGCAAAUCACUAAUGAUUAAAGACCACAUCCAGAAAUUUGCAUCAGAGCUUGUUGAGAAGAGUUUUGGCAGUGCUUUUAAAGAUCUUCAGAAAGGUGUUUCUUCAUGUACUAAUGCACUCUGUCACUUGGCUGCAAAAGUGACUUCUUCAAUCUUUCAAAUGGCUUUUUAUGAGAUUGGGAGGCAGCAAGCUUUUUCACUGAAGAAGAAAGCUAUUAAUGGACUAGCAGGCUUUUGGGUGAGUGAAGCGUUAACAGGUGCUUUAAAAGAGCUACAUUCUGUAAAGCAACAAAUAUUUACCAACACAGUUGCAAAAUUUGCAGCAAACUUGGCUGAGGAACUAAUUUUUGAGGGGAUCAUGGAAGUGUGCCAGUUUUCACACCCAUCAACUCCUACAACUUUCCAGAACACGUCCUUCCAUUAUGAUGAUAAAGUUAUACAGUCAUAUUCCAAAGACUUGUCUGAGUCGGUUAUUCAGGAAGCUUUUAUUGAGUUAUCACAGGUUGAGGUGGCAUUUACGACACAAGCAGCAAUUAGUAUUUCCACGGAAAAUAUAAAGUGCAUAGGUGCAGAAAGUAGUUUGGAGUCAACACAGGCCUCCAAUGCUUCCUCUGAGUUUCAGGAUCAAGAGCCAGUAGCCUUGAAUUCAAUACAGGAAUUCAGGGAGGAAUAUACAGUCCAUAAAGCUUUGUUCUGUACUUCUGGCAUUGCAAGUUCAAUCCCGGUGCCCUUAGCUGGAAGCAUACUUUGUCAAAAUCAGAUUUUAUUUAAUGACAUACAGGUAAGGAAACAUUCAGCAUCAACAGGCAGUCUGAAAUUUUAUAAAAAAUCAGCAGAGCGGUGUUGUGCAACACAAAAAAGACAAGAUGAAGUGACAUCAGUUAGAAAUGUUUACUUGAUGACAGAUAACAUUCAGAACAGUGAAUAUAAUGCACAUAUUGUAUGUACACAAAGUGACUCUAAGCAAGCAAAUAGCCCUGAAGUCAGUAAAUUUUCAGACUUCGCAACUAGGAUGCCAAGCGUCAGUAAUUUUUCUGGAACAAUGGUAGAUAUGAUUGUAACUGAGGCAUAUGAAGCAGUAACCUCUUCCAAGACAUCCAAAAAUGCAGAACAAUACACAGAAAUACUAAAAUUGGAUAAAAUGUCAUAUUUGCCAUGCAUUGGUGAAGAUCCCUGUGAGAAUAUGUUUGCAAAUUAUUUAGCCAAGCGAAUAGUGAAGCAGUCUGUAGAUGAAACUAAAUCUGCAUGUUCUGUUACCGGUGAGAAAUUAGCAUACUGUGUGGGAUUGGGAACCAGUAAAAAAAGCAAUAGGAAAGAAUUGCAUAGUGCAAUAAAACAAUCGGAAACAAACAAAAGUAUUCCAGUAAUUGUAGGGCAGCAGCAGAUGCCCUUGAACAGCUCAUCUAAAUUUCAUGUAUCGCCAAUUUACUCUAAUAGGUGUCUGCUUUCAGGGUCUAAAGAUGGCAUCCAGGGAAAAAAGAGACAUGUGGGUUGCAGGAAUUCCACAUCCACGCCAUCUCCUUGUUCUGCAAUGACUUUUGUGAAACCUGCUGAAGAAUUUCCAGAUGCAGAAAGCUGUUCAGCAAAAUCCUCAAGCAAUCCACUGGGGAAACACAACACAUACAAAUCAGCAGGGCACCAUGCACUUUGCUCUACAUUUGGUCCUGAAAGAACUUUUCCUAGCAUUAAUACCUUCACUUCUGUGGCAACUAACUGUGAAGAUGCAUUUCAGAUGGAAGACAAAUUGGGUAUCAGAGAUGAAACUCCUUGUGUCCUACCAGACACACCUCCACCAACACCUUUAUUAGCAACCCAAACGAGUUCAGAGUGGAAUUUAAGAAAGCUAUCAAAGAAACUGAAAGGUGAACUAGCAAAGGAGUUUGCACCCGCGACGCCCCCUUCUACCCCUUACCGAUCAGAAACCGGUGGAGUAUAUGAAAAUGAACGUCAUGACUUAGAAAAGGAAGAGUUCGUGUUGAAACUGAUGCGGUCUCUCUCUGAGGAAGUUGAAAGCAGCGAAGAGGAAGAGCAUUGGCCUGUAGCUUUGGAUGAGAGAACGAAAACAUCAGGAAGGUCAACAGAAUAUGCCGAUCAUCUAGCCACUCACAUAAUUGCUGUGGCAACCGAAAUGGCUGCUUCACAUUUAGAUUAUAAAGCGGUUCAAAUGGAGAAUAAUAAAUGCGUUCAAAUAAGUGCAGAAAAUAAAAGAUGUGGGCAUCGUGGAUUUGUGAAUUUUUCAGAAGCCAACCUACAUUCGUUGUUGGUUUAUGCUGGUAAUAUGGCUGGAAAGGUCAUUAGUGAAGCUCAGAAAAUAGUUGAAUCCAAACAUUGCACGCUUCUAAGGCUGAAGCAAGUGAACUGCUGGGCAGAUGGCGUUCGUCCUAAAAGAAACACUCAUAAAUGCUGGUCCAAAGACAUUAGGUGUCCCUGGGCAGACCAGGGGUCUCGAGAGACAGACUCUUCUAUACUCUAUCUACCCCAGCACCCAGAAGCUCCAGGUCUGACUUCCAAAUAUCCAAGUUGUGAGAGUGUAACUGAUGAAUACGCAGAUCACAUCAUUCGUAUUCUAAAAAGAGAAGGUGGCCACAAUGAACUGAUAAUGGAUCAGUUUGCCAGUAGACUUGCUUACAGAUCUAUAAAAUAUGGAAUGCAGGAAGCUGCUGGGAAACUCGGGAAGAAGUAUAAAAGUAAAAUAGCUCCCUCCGAGGGAUCAAAGGUAAACAGUAAGGCUGAUCCUGGUGUGGAUGGAAAGAAACAGAAAAAAUGUAACAUUUGUCAUUUGGGGCAACAAGCCUUUGGAAACAAAUGUAGCACACACAGAACUGAAUGUACAAAGUUACUAGAUUUUUCAGAAUCCCUUGCUUAUAGCAUAACAUCUGAUGCCAGAAGAAAAAUGAGAGGAGCUUGUCUGUCAAAAUCUUUAACUGAUCCCUGUUUGUAUAAAAAAUCUAAGAAUGAUAAAGUCACUGAUCUUAAAACAACAUUUUCUAAAGCACUUUCUCCUUUCUGUUGCAAACAAAAGCUUUAUCAUAGUACAGGCAGUUUAAAUGAACCUACCUACAGAAAUGGCAUUAUUCAUGCCGUUGAACAGUAUGCUAGGAAGGUAGUAGAUGACACUUUAGAAGCUAGCUUGGAAUCUGCUAUGCUGCAAACCACUGAAAACUGGACAAAUGGAGAUAGAACAACACAUGCAGAAAAGUUGUCUCCAUUUUCUGCAACAGCCUGCAGAUACUGUAGUAUGAAGGAGCAUCAAUACUGUACUGGAAGUUCAUCUUUGCAGCUGACUCGGCAAGAACUCCACUCUCAAGUUAAUCAGAUUCCCAGAAUAAGUGGAAGCUGUCCUAAAUCUCGCAUUCUUCACCUGGAUAUUCCAAAAAUUCAUAUUAAUAUGGAUGAGAAGGUAGUAUUUGCUGAAAAUGUGGUUGCUACAGUUUUUGGCAAAGCAGAAAGGCAGCUUAGCAACACAAGUUUGGCAGCGGAUAGUGGAAUUGGCCAGGAUGGAGUCAGCUUUGCUGAAAGCCUUACUACAGAAAUAAUGACUUCCUGUAUGACAAACAUUAGCCCACCUGCCAACAUAAGCUCUGUGGGAAAAGAAGGGUUUAAUUCUGCUGAAUCCAUAGUCAGCCAGCAGAUGAGUCUCAGCACUGGUGACGACAGCACUGGCAGCUGGUCCAACCUGAGUUUUGAAGAUGAGCAUCCUGAUGAGAAUAGCAGCUUUCUCCACCUCAGUGAUAGGUAACUAAAAUACCUUUUGUACAUGCUCACAGCCUUAAUGAUACGGUUUAUCCUUCAGCCCUGCAUUUUUUUUUAAAAGUUUCAGUUUUUGCUUGAAUUCAGCUUUGGGAGAAUACUAUUUUCAAUAGUCAAAAAGUUAAAACACAAGUCAUAAGCAAAUGAAACUUUAAACACCAUUAUGUAAAAAGAAAUCUUAAAUCAAGCAAUUCUUGCCCUUGGGAGCAACCACGGUAAUCUUGGUGUUAUAAGGGGAAAUUAACCUUACAUUAAAAUUUCACACAUGGUUACUGUAAUUAAAUCACAGUAUACAAGUGUGACUUCUGAAAAUUCCUCAAAAUAUUAUUUGUAUGGGAUGUGACUCGGUCAGAGUUAAACAUUGUAAAUAAUAUAAUGUAUGGCUUAAAUAAGAUGUGCCUGUGCAGGAGCAAAACAUAAACUCACUGCAAGAAUCUCAACGCAGAUCAAACGAGGCAAUGGAGACUUAUUGUUGACUGGAGUGGUAGAACUACUGUGAUAAGAAGAGAUCUACAUGACACAAUUGUUUUAAUUCCAUUUCUUCAUCUAUUUCCCCAUCAUUUCUCAACCCGAUCAGUGGAAAACUCAGCCAGUUUUCUGCAGCCUGUAACUUUGGCAUUUUCCAUCCUGACAUUUAGUGCCCAUCCACAACAUCCGACUUCCCAAAUAUCAGAUGAAUCAUUCUGUAGGCAUUUUAAAGGGUACUAAUUUUACAAGCAACUUUUAAAAAGAGAACACAUCUUUAGUGGAAGGUCCAGCUGCAUUUCUCCUACUUGUAACUCAUGUUGGCUUGGCAUUUCCAGGCAGGGGCGCCCUUACAAUAUUUUCUGGGCCCAGCAUGCUAUAUGUGGAUUGGGACCCCCAUUUCCUUUGCAGUCAAUGACAAAGUUAGAUAAAAUUUGCAAAUGCAAGUUUGCAUCCUCUUUGUGGCUGGGGUGGAGGCCCCAAAAAUAAAUUGGGCAAAACACAAGUAAUACUACUACUACUAGUAGUAGUAGUAACACUAAUAUUAAUUUAUUUAUAUGCCACCCAUCUGUCUAGGUUGCCCCAGCUACUCUGGGCGGCUUCCAGCAAUUUAUUAAACCACAGGUUUAGAAAUAAGGUGUCUGACAGACAGAAUGUAAACAGAUGAAGCUUUCCCCACAAUUGUAUUUCCAUAUAAUCAAAGGCUUAACCUGCAUUUCUGCCUGCCAGACUACUGUUAAAGACACAAGAGCUCUACUUCCCCCCACAAUGCAACUCUUAAACCAUAGAAAAACUCAGGUUUCAUCUGCUGUAAAGCAGUUACCUAACAGAAAGUCUUUUCUCUAUGGAUCUUGGGCUGUCAAUAUUGCGUUCUAGGGAUGGGGAACAGGUAGCCCUCCUGGUGCUGCUGGGGUUCCUUGAGCCCCAGCCAACAGGGCCAGGGGUCUGGUGAUGGGAGUUGUAGCCCAGGAAGAUCUGCAGGGCCACAAACACCCAGCCAUAUUUGGUGGAAGAACGCUUGUGGUAGGUACUUCAGAUGGAAUGAAGAUGCCAAAGAGUGAUUUAAAAUUUUGCGCAGCCCAGGUUCAGAUGCUCCUGCCGGUUAAAUUCAAUUGCAAACUGCUAAAGCAAGCAGUAUAUUCUAAGGCGGUGGUUCUCAACUGGUGGUCUGUGUAACCCACCUAAGAAGGGGUGGGCUCUGUGGCACCAUUCACAUAACAAAAACUACCAUAGAGAGAACAACAUUUUCAAAAGCAGGCAUUCCAUGGCUUAGCUGUUGAAAAACAGGGUCUGCAGUACUUAGCUUACUGAGAACCACUGUUCUAAGGGCAUCUUUUGUGUUUUAUAACAUUUAUUUAUUUAUUUAAGGUAUUUAUUAUGCCACUUUUCAGGCAGUCGACGCAGAGCAGUUUACAAAAGAUAGCAGUGUGGGUUUUUUAAACGUUGCAAUACAUUUCAAAUGCAGGCGUAUGUUAAAGCAAAAGCUGGAACUGCUUCUUCUCUGCUCCCCUCAGGGCAAUAUGGGCUUUCAGAAUUGUGUGCAGUGGCAACUGGCGGCAGAAGGGGCCCUGCUGGGAACUAGAUGGUGGCAGCUCAGCAAAGUCCCCCCCCCCUCUUUCUCAGGGAGUGAGAUGGUCCUUCGGGGAUGGCAGUUGAGGGAGGGAGCGAGGAGGCUAAAAUACUGAAUUUUUGCAUUGCUGUAACAUGCCCUGAGACCUUAUGGUGAAGGAUGGGUAAAAAUGUUUAUAAAUCAGAAUAACAACAACUCUUAAUAUUAUCAUCAGCACAUAACAAACAAUAACACCCCCUCUCUUGAGCAAAAAAGGAUUUAAGCCUUUGAUAUCAAUAUACCAAUUUGUUUAUACCAGCAAUGACAACACAACCCAGGAAUGCCCCUAUUUUCCUCCAUGGGGGGGGGGGGGGAGAAGCAAUCACUUCUCCCCCAUUUUGCUGCUACAAUAAUUUCCCUGAUAAGCCAAGAGGCUGGAUGACAACACUGGACUUCACCACAGAGUUUUCAUAUACAAUUUUUUCUCCGCCCCCACUUUAGUAUAGCUACUCUGGGUUGCUCAGUCACAAUGCCCCCCUCUAUAUGCAAUAUGGAUAUAGUAAUGACGGGCUUUAUUUGCAUUUGUAGGGUAAUUUAUUUCCCCCCCCAAUGAAAUUAAACCUGAGUUAGACCAUGAACUCCUCCUGUCUAUGCUGCUCCUCUUUGCCUUUGGGUUGGUACCACAGCUACCCGGUCACAGCUACACUAAAGUCCUGGAUUUCUCAAUUAUUUUCCCAGAACACUGUUGCAAGAUGAAAGAGCAGCUUCAAAAUGAAUCAGACAGUCCUUUCUUUAUUGUCUGGAGAAGGAACUUCCUGGGUUAUUUUGAAGCUAUUUGCUGUCCUUUCCUGGUGCAUGUGUGACUAAAUCAGGGACAUCUCUGAUUUCACGUUUUGGCUAAAAACACUGAAGGCUCAUUUCUAACAAAGCAAUUAACUAGAAUAGUGCCUGCACAUUAACAACUCAUAAUAAGCUAUCUUUGGAGUAUACAAACAUAAAAUUUAACCAUUUCUUAAAUAUACACUCGAAAGAACAAACAAACCUGACCAGUGAAAGACAAAGGGUUAUUGUGGGUUAGUUAUCUGUGAGUGACAGUUUUCAUAACCAAGUGUGACCAUUCAGAUAUGAGCUGGUGCUGAGGAUGACUUAGAUCAGUAUUUCUCAAGCUUUUUAAACGGUUAGGUAACAUAAACCUCCCACACACCUCUUCAAACCUGGCUCCUGUAAUUAUUUUAUUUGAAUUUUUAAUUGGAUUGAAUUUUUGUGACUUUUUUCUCACACUAUCCACAUUUUUUUUUAAAAAAACAACAACACUCCCAUCCUGCCUGAGAUCUUCAUAUGCCCCCGAUUGAGAAACACUGAUUUAGAUUCUAUAAAGAAAUGUUGUCAACAGUAGAUACCUGGCAUACAACUUGAUGUUGAUAUAGUGCUCAUGAAGUUUUUCCUUGCAAGCUCAAGCAGUAUGGACUGAUGGAGGCUCCGUUAGAGAAUGGGAUGACGAAAUGUGUCUCUAGUCCAAAGACAAAUGAUACAGCAUCUGAUAUAGCAGAUCUGAGUCUAAUCAGUUCCUAGAUAGGAGACUGCCUGGGAGCCUGGAGUUCUUUAAUUCCAGUUACAACUAAAUGGCACCAACUUUACUGCGGAGUCUAAUAUCAUUUCUGAGCACUUACACUUGUGCCACAAGAUACAUUUCUGGCCUUCUUCUCACUGUCUGUAGGUUGUUUGGAUUGAUUGGUUUGUGGACUGAUGGCCUCUGAAAGUUGGACGUUUCUUGUUGAGGAGAUGAACUAGAUUCAUAACUGGGCUCAGGAAGGCAUUCAGCCUGUGAUUCUGUGCACCUCUGCCUUUCGUCCCAUGCUUAGAUUUAAUGACUUUCUGAUUUGAUCCAACUAUAGUUUGACAUUAUGUCUGACCUAAGAAACUAUUGUUUCUGUGAGCCCUCCAAACCAGGAUUUCAGAUCACAGUUGGAUCUUGUUUUGCAAUCUCUGAUUGGACAACCCACUCAGACCGGUUUGCUGCUUUAAAGAUAUGGCAAACUGGUUUGAUCAAACAAGUAAGUUAACCAUUUAAACUGUAAGGGGAGGAAGAAGGAAGGGGAAAUACAUGAGCACUUGACUUCUGAUUACAGUCAUAAGGUUCCUGCCUAUGUACACCAUAAAGUGGAGAGUGUAUCUUCAUCUGCUAUUUAGAAUAGUAAUUAUCCAUCAGGAUUUACUAACUGUUUGACUGACAAUGCCUUUCAUCUGAGAAUCAGCUUUUAAUUUAGUUAGCAAAUUAUUUUUUCCCAAGAUUCUUUAGAAAUGGUUGUUGUUUUAUAUGCAGGGAAUCGACAUUGUGUCACAGACUUUCAUGCCAUUGGCUGGAAUCCAAAGAGCUCUGUUGGACACACCUGUGGCCUUGGGCAUGCCCAGCAGAGUUCUGGAUUGGUUGCCCUUGAACAAGAGACAUCCUUCAUUCCACCUGCAAGAAACACAAGUCAAAAGCUGCCUCAGACCAUUUUAUUUAUUUAUUGAAUUUAUAUACCGCCCUGUACCCGGAGGUCUCAGAGCAGUUCAAAAUAUUUCAAAAUAUGAAACCACAAUAUAUAUAAUCAAAAAUUUAAACCACUUGUGUGGGUCUUUAAUUGAGUCCUUGUCACGGUAAAAGGUGGGGUAUUGAUUGAUUGAUUUGUUCUGAGCAAGGCAAGAGCAGUGGGGCUGAGCAGAAUGGCAGAGGCACCCCUGCUUUCAGAUUCUGCUGCUCCUGCUGCUCAGAAUAGAUGAUAGGAGGGCGGUAGGAAGGCUGCUUUCCUCUGCAUCACCUUCUGCCAAGAACAGCGGAGAAGCCUGGAUCAGCCCCAUUUCCAGUAGCUGGGCUUGGUUUAGGACCCAGUGGAUUUGAUGGCUUUACACUUUACAGUAGGAAUAUUGCUGGUGAUAGUGGGCCGGGGGGGGGGGGGGCGCUUCAUGGCAGCAGAGCCCUUGCCCCCCCCCCCCCAGUGGCAGAGCUUAGUGUAUCCAGGCGAAGAGACACCUCUGACUCAACCUAGCCACCUCCAUCACAACAGAUUUUCAGCACAAAUAUUAUUUUCAGUCCUGGAUGUCUCAAGUUUAUGGGCUGUCCUGUUAGAAGAGGGCCAAGGAACUUCUAAAAAAUACCUUGGAAGCACCACUGUCAUUUGGCAGCAAUAGCUGGUUAGAUGCACUAAUGGUCUGUGUGACUUAGUAUAAGGCAGGCAUCCCCAAACUGCGGCCCUCCAGAUGUUUUGGCCUACAACUCCCAUGAUCCCUAGCUAACAGGACCAGUGGUCGGGGAAGAUGGGAAUUGUAGUCCAAAACAUCUGGAGGGCCGAAGUUUGGGGAUGCCUGGUAUAAGGCGACUUCAGAUACCUUCACAAAACCGUUUUUCUCUCAACACAUCGAUUUUUGAAACAGCAUUGUAAAGAAACUCUAGAGCAGGCACCCCCAAACUUCGGCCCUCCAGAUGUUUUGGACUACAAUUCCCAUCUUCCCCGACCACUGGUCCUGUUAGCUAGGGAUCAUGGGAGUUGUAGGCCAAAACAUCUGGAGGGCCGCAGUUUGGGGAUGCCUGCUCUAGAGUGUGGCAUUCAACCAUCUUUACUCGGGGAAGACCAUUGAAAUCAAUGCACUUAGGUAUGUUCAUUCAUUUUAGUGAGUUUACUCUGGUUAAAAUUUAAUUGAAUGCAAGCAAUAGAAUUUGCUGUUUGCGAAAGAAACUAGCACUGGUUCAGCACUUUGACAUUCAUGUAAACAAUAAGAAAUCCAAAUUAUUCCUUUGUCAGUUGCUGCAUCGCUGAAGCUGUGUUGCACCUGUUCUGACUUGGACCAGCUCAGCACAUGAGGAUUCCAGAAAUCGUUUGGCAGUGGGAGAAAAGUGCCAUGUGAACUCACAUUUAUUUUUCUGAGCAGUGUUAAUAGGUGCCCUUGUGUUUUGUUUCUUUGUACCUCUUUUCCCCCCAAAGUGUUUUUGUAUACUUACGAAGAAAAUGGUGCCACAGCUCAGGAAUCUGGACAGAGAGCAUCAAGGAAAAUGAAGGUUCUGGGUUCUGGUUUGGGCUAACUUUUUUCUAGUUCAGCUCUGUUCUCUUCUUCCCCUGGCAGUAAUGGUAACAGCAGUAGCUGGAGCAGUCUUGGUUUAGAAGGAGAUAUGUAUGAGGAGAAUUUAUCCUUUCCAACAUCAGACAGUGAUGGAACAGAAGACAAAGAGGAAGAGCUUAAAGAUACAAUUGAAG
Messenger RNA from Zootoca vivipara (common lizard), 11842 nucleotides. The record is from RefSeq and is a predicted model, not a curated record. Lineage: Eukaryota; Metazoa; Chordata; Lepidosauria; Squamata; Lacertidae.